CGUCCGCGUCUUCGACGACUCCCGAAGCACGCGGGAAACGGCACGUUAUCUCUGCAGGUAGAAGGUUGUUUUCGAAUGCACGCGGACGACCGGCCAGCGAACGUUGGAUGUAAUUCACGUGGUGACCACCUGCUAGAAACCAUGUAACGGGAUGCCUCCACGACCGUCCACAGAGGAUAAACGGCGGUGUCUGCUACUGAACAACUGCUUGGUUGUCGUCUGCAGGCGCGUUGACCGCGACUCCAACGAUGAAGACCAUCAGGAGUGCCCCGGUCGUUCGCUGUUUCAAGGAUUUGUGCACGAAAACGCGCAGUGUUUCUGGAACCAGUGUCUUGUGCAGAGUGUCACCUGUUUGGAAUACCGCGGUUACGUGAUUCCAUCGACCAUAUUUGUGUCUGGCACUGCGUAUAGUUUGGAAGUAGUGCGGUCUGCGUGGUCUCGCAGGGUGUUACGACCUCCCAUCGGCUACGAGAUUCAACGACUCGGUGACGUAACGUCGGUCGAGAUGGUGCAGGUCUUGCAGACGCAGUUCGCGCCUUUAGCGGAAGCCCUCUGUAAAGCAGUCUUCGAUGUAACAUCGCGUGGGGACACAGCGACGCUGGAUACCAUAUCCGUCCAACUCAAGUCAGCGUUUCCAGGCAUGGAGAGACCGGGGUCCGACGUCGUCUACAGGGCACUGGGGGCCCUAAUACGCGAAAGGAGGCUCUACCACACGGGGGUUGGCUAUCAGGUGGCGGCCCCAGACACGUUCCUGCAAACGUCGCCCUCUCCUGGACCCACCGAGCGUCCGAUGUUGCUCACGAACGAGGAGGCCAUCACCAAGUUGCACGGCACGCCGUUGGUCUCGAUCCGAGGAUCGCACACGACAGACGUCGACUCUGGCGCGUACGUCAGCACGCUCGAACGGAGCGCCUCCAUGCGACUGCUGCGUUCCAGGGGCCGACUAGUGGACGACACGGGAGAAUCUAGGCUUAGCAGGAGUUGUUCCGUGAGGCUGUCCAGGUCGACCGUGCAGGACUGUUUGGCGACGACGUCGAGGGCUACCACUGUGGAGUGUAACGCUAAACGAGACAAGAGUGGCUCCAUGUUCAGCCGUUGGUUCCGCCGAAGCCGUUCCCAGAAGCGGUCGCACUCUGCAGGACGGACUACAACCAAGAAGCAACUGUCAACGUUCUCUGCGCAGUUUCCUCCGUCGGAAUGGAACGAUCCCGAUUAUGUUCACUUUCACUCGAGAGCCACGCAGACGGUGCAUCCCGACAACAUCACGUACAGCGUCAUAAAGCCGAGGUCGUCCAGCACCACCCGUGUACGUGACCACACUUCCAGCAACAGCGAGACGCCGGACGCCAGUCUCGACCGCCGCUCUCGCAGCUCCAGGAGCUCCUUUCGCAUCCCUCGCAAGUGCGAAGAACCAGUCUCGACCUUCCCAUAUAGACACCGGAGUGCUUCGCCAGCCGCCCGCAAGAAUGGUGGCAACCGUCACACGCUGCCACCACCAGCCCCUACCCGUCGCUUACCAUCCACUUCUGAAGUCCGCACCCCGCCACUUCAACGAAGAAGCUACCGGCACCAACGGGCCCUGCCGCCCGUGCCUUUCCGACCCCCUGAGCGGCUAAAUAACGGCGGUCCACGGCAGGAUGAUCGAUACAAACUCACAAACUUCACCAACAACGCACUUGAACCCGGAAAGAAUAACUACGAGGACUUCCACAACAGGCAGAGAAUGUCUUUACCCGACCCACGGAGAAGCAGCAUAGCGGGGCCGUUCGACGUUGGCAACGCAAAAACAACCAGGGUCUUCCCCUCGCAGCUCAAGAGUGAAAGCUUUAGGAGGGAAACGACAUUCCCGGCGAAAAACUAUCCAGACUACAACAGGCCACCUCACGUCAGUGCUGAAGACCUCAAAAGUAUGCAGAAGGUGGGCGAAAGGCCACGUUCCUUCGCCAGUAUCAAGAACUUGCAGUGUGCUCCUAUGGUCAUCACUAAAGUGGCACCAGCUCCCAGUACAAGGCGAACGACGUUCACGACCAGCGACACAGUCACGCUCAAGAACAUCCAGAACCUCAGCUCGGUUGGGGCGCUCGAUAAGGCAAAACCAUUGGAACACGCCCUCAAUAACUUGCAGACGUCACAACCAACAUCUAACACAACGACGAUUUCAAUCAAACAGACCAAUGCUAAAGUGAGCGAUGCUGACGCUUCUGACGCUGCUAAAAGGCUAGCAACCAACUUGAUCCUCGAAGAAAAGAUAGAGUCUCAAAGGAAGAUAGCCCCCGAACGCACAGUGGGGCCAGCAAAAAGGAUUGUUGAAGAACAGUCUGUGCAAUCGACAGUCGAAUCCACCGGAGGCAAACUUGGAAACUUAAAGAGUACAGUGGACGUCAACAUGGAAGUCGUCCAACAACUUGGCAAUACGAGAACGGUGACGAAUAUUUCAACCUUCUUGUCACGCGGUGGAGCCAAGACGGAGACAACGCAGGAGUCUGGCCAAAAUCCUGUUGUGAUUAGCAAGCCUGUUGUCAUCAAGCCAACUAAACAGUGCAAGAGCACCCGUGGAAGCGACAGUUCUCUGUACUUGCCUUCCCGAACCAAGCUGGCGGAAGCAAAGGCAGCAUUCUUCGCCGAUUCGAGCAACAAAGGAAGCGCUGAUGACAGCGGCUUUAUCUCCACGUCACCACAGCCAGUGCCUGUUUGAGUGUUGCAGUACGUGCAUGUUCUCAUUGUAUCUUCCUUGAGUGACUGUAUGCAAAGUUGAUGUGCAGCUUCAGAAUGUCCUGGUUCAUGUGGCAACCCCUAACGCCACCAGCUGUCGCAGACGUCGGACCACGGACAAAGUUGAGUGCGCAAGCUUCAUGAGGGAAUCCCAAGCCUGCUUAGCACUGCCAAUAGAUAUCUGCAGUUUUCCGAACUCUAUUUCGAGUAAGAGUUACCCCAAAACCAGCUCGACACAUUAAAAAAAAAAAAACAUUCAUGUGAAUGGCAAAGGCGUAUCGCUAAAAGUGAGCAUAAGAUGAGUGUGCGUUCUAAACUCAACAUAAAGUACGUUGCUUAGAGUCACUUUUGUCUCUGAUGUGUGGCUUGAUGAUGUUAGCACUUUGCUGGUGUUGUUGGACCAUGACAACACGCAAAGUGGAGGCAUGCUUUAACCAGCUAGGAGCAUUGGGUCAUUGGCUGUUCUACCUCAGAGCAUCCAACGCUAUGCAAUCCUAGUUAAUUCAUGAAGUCUGCCUUCUCGCACGCCAGUGCUCCCACACUGAUAUAACAGUGAGAAGGCAUUCACUAACGAUACUUAUCAGCCACGUGCACUUACUGUAUGCUCACAUGACUACGGUAGACAGAGACUUAGCAGCCUAGUAUGUACCGGCUGUAUUGACAUACUUUAAACAAUAUCGGUUCACAGACAUUCUCGGAUAGCGGGAACCUGAUACAACUCUUUUUGAUAUUGGACAAUCAUGCUUGAGAGCGUGUACGAGAGAAUUUCGUAUAAUAGCGUUAAUUUUGUGAUGCGCCUUCGAAAUGCUCUGAAAGUAAUUAUUCUAUGAGAAAUGUUCAGUUUGCUAAUGUUCACUUGAACACUUUAGAUCAUUCAAACAGUCUUUCUGAAGAACUGUGUACAAGCUAACAGAAAAAGUUUAGCAACUGAAAACUAUGCUAACGAUGCUCUUAAAUGGCAUAUUUCAAAAUGUGACUUGCAGUUUCGUUUAAAGGCAUCUGUGCAACAGUGCGAGGUUGACCCCUCUUGAACCUGCAACACGCAAAUUCUUACUCCCACCCUUCGCCAUACUGCCAGGCCGUGAAAAAAUAAAGGAAGUGUUGGGGAACCCCACUAACAUAGAAAGAGAAACUUUUACGUCAUACUUAACAAACACUUAAGAAUCAUCUAUUACCACAGAAAAUAAGACACGAAACAGGGUCAUCCAUUUCAGAAGAAUCUACCAUGAGCCGCUUUGAUGUCACUGUAUAUGACAGUGUUGUAUGACUGUAUACAGGUGCCCUCCUAUAUCUGACCGCUUCCCUUCAUUUCAUAAGGAGCUCUUCACUUUCUGGUUCAAUAGCUGUUCAGAGUGCAUUUGCUGCCCCUCUACAUAGUGCAACUCGUUUUGCUUGACAGUUUCGUGAAAGCAAUUCCGUCGAAUAUCGAGUUUACUGAAUGUGGCAACAGCAGUAGACGACUUCAGAUGGUCCCAGAGUUCUUAGCGCCGCUUUGAACGGUGGGAACACACGAUAUCGGAAAGGAGGAGGAUGUCUCCAAACUGUUUCGAUUUCCCCUCUCUCGACCCACUGCCCACUACAUGUCAUGGUCAGCAAAAAUGAAACGUGACAGACCGUUCUCACUUCCCCCAUGACAGUCAGCGCCCAGGAUGCAAGAGGGGUGCAAGGAGCGCUGGGAUUUCCUGAAAUUGUCUACUAACGAAAGGUAGACCUAAAGGAAGGGUAGUUGGGUCCACAAUCUCCAUUCCACACUUGACUUCCCGCAGGGGAUGACAGACGGCGUGCCAAAUGAAAGUGAAAGAGAGCUGAAGUUCCAUGUAAGCAGUUUGUGUUGUGCCAAACUGAGUGACAGUUUGUUGCCCCUACUUACAAGCUAUAUUCCAUAUAUACUCUAUACGACAGGCACGUAUAGAAAAGAGCUCUUCUCUCGGCAUUACAGCCUCCUGUAUCCACCCGACAUGGUGGCUGACAUGUCGAGUAUACGAGGCAUGUUUUCCGUUAUUAAUAUCUACCAUUUCGACCUGUCAUAUCACUAUGACUUUAUGACAUUAUGAUCCAGAUGGAUGUAUUUCUAUACAACAUAUUUUUGUCUGCAAACACACAAUUAUAUAAAUUACAACUUCUUGCCAGAGAUGAAUGAUGUAUAGGUUUAGCCUUGAUGUACAUAAACGUUAUAUGACUUAUAUGACUUUUUCACGGAGCAUGUAGUAUCUGUGAUGGGGAGUUUUGAAGACCAGAUUUAUACAGGCCAGUGCAGCAAGCCUUCAAAACCACUGCUGAAAUAUAUAACAUUUCUAUGUGUGUUGGCACCAGCCCAGUGUUAUUUGACAUAUUUCGUGUUCCUUCUUUUUACGCAGCAAAAAAAGUUUCUCACUGACUUUGAGAACAGGUGAGAGAUGAAGUAACCAAUACGUACUGUUCUGGCUGCAUGAAACGAAUGCAGUAUGCAAUGUACUAUUUUUGUAUGCAGUCUUUACUUUUAUAUAACAUGAGCUGUGUGAGAAAUGUUUUUGAGUAGAGAUUUUGUAAAUAAAAUUAAUGAAUGUCACAGA
Ornithodoros turicata is the source of this 5264-nucleotide messenger RNA. RefSeq lists its product as uncharacterized. Gene Ontology annotation, biological process: regulation of transcription by RNA polymerase II. NCBI's taxonomy places the organism in Eukaryota, Metazoa, Arthropoda, Arachnida, Ixodida, Argasidae. The transcript is spliced from 5 exons. The coding region runs from base 152 to 2695 and encodes 847 amino acids. The record is from RefSeq and is a predicted model, not a curated record. Gene Ontology annotation, molecular function: RNA polymerase II transcription regulatory region sequence-specific DNA binding. Gene Ontology annotation, cellular component: cytoplasm; nucleus.